Zea mays is the source of this 2398-nucleotide messenger RNA. RefSeq lists its product as uncharacterized. The record is from RefSeq and is a predicted model, not a curated record. The coding region runs from base 547 to 2064 and encodes 505 amino acids. Gene Ontology annotation, biological process: brassinosteroid mediated signaling pathway; proteolysis. Gene Ontology annotation, molecular function: serine-type carboxypeptidase activity. Gene Ontology annotation, cellular component: vacuole. The transcript is spliced from 8 exons. Lineage: Eukaryota; Viridiplantae; Streptophyta; Magnoliopsida; Poales; Poaceae.
CAGCAGGCACAGGCAGGCGGGGGUGACGGCUCGGCGCGCGCGCCCUUCUCCUUCUCAAUCUCGGCUCCUCCUCCGCCUCGCGCACUCUCUCUCCUUCUGCGGCUCUGCUGCCGACUGCACGAGACGCACGAGCUGACCUGCCAAGGCCGGAGCGCACACUAUUAAUGGCGGCGUAGCGUAGCUCAACUGCCCCCUCCUUCCCUCUCCCUCCCAUCCCUCCCCGCGCCGCAGAGCCACCAGCCACAGCGAGCGUAAAUGAUGCCACCACCCCACCCCGCACAGGGCACACCACCACCACCUCCUCGCCCGAUCCAAUGCCCCAUUAUUACCGCGACGACCACCCCACAGCUAGCUAGCCAGUAGCCACCACUACCACUAGCAAUACCUGAGCGCGCGGCCCUCCGCUCGCUCUCCACCCUCCAGGCCGGCAGCCAUCCGGCCGGCCACGAUAAAUACGCAGCAGCAGCUCGCGUACUGCGUACACACCGUCGCGAGCUAGCUAGCUGCUAGCCACACCACACCUUUCUCUGCCCACGCACAAAAGCCAUGGCGACGACGCGGCCUCGCGGUGAGGGUGGGGCGGCGAGCGGCGCGCUGGUCAUGGCGAUCGUCGUCGUCGUCGCCAUCGUCCUGCUGCUGCUGCCAUAUGGAGCCGGCGCGGAGGAGUGCGAGGACGGCAUGAGCACCCGGGCGCGCGCGGGCGACCGCGUGGAGGCGCUGCCGGGGCAGCCGGCGGUGGCGUUCGCGCAGUACUCCGGGUACGUGGCGGUGGACCGGGACCGCGGCCGCGCGCUCUUCUACUGGCUGACCGAGGCCGUCGGCGACGACGCGGCCGCCAAGCCCCUCGUGCUCUGGCUCAACGGAGGUCCUGGAUGCUCGUCGGUGGCGUAUGGAGCGUCGGAGGAGAUCGGCCCGUUCCGGAUCAAACCAAACGGGACAGGCCUGUUCCUCAACAAGUACUCAUGGAACAGAGAGGCAAACCUUCUGUUCCUCGAGUCGCCCGCGGGAGUCGGCUUCUCCUACGCCAACACCACCUCGGACCUCAAGACGUCGGGCGACGAGAGGACCGCUCAAGACGCGCUGCAGUUCCUGGUCAGCUGGAUGUCACGGUUCCCGCAGUACCGGCACCGAGAUUUCUACAUCGCCGGAGAAAGCUACGCGGGCCACUACGUCCCCCAGUUGGCAAGGAAGAUCGUCGAGUACAACGAGGCCUCGCCUCACCCCUUCAUCAACCUCAAGGGAAUCCUUGUGGGCAACGCGGUGACCGACAACUACUACGACAACAUCGGCACGGUCACCUACUGGUGGACGCACGCCAUGAUCUCCGACCGCACCUACAAGGCCAUCCUCAGGUGGUGCAACUUCAGCAGCAGCAGCAUCUCGCGCCCCUGCAACCGCGCCAUGAGCUACGCCAUGAACCACGAGUUCGGGGACAUCGACCAGUACAGCAUCUACACGCCGUCGUGCGCCGCCGCGGCCAGGGCCAACGCCACCGUGCUCAGGUUCAAGAACACCCUCGUCCGCCGCCGCCGCUCCUCCGGCUACGACCCCUGCACGGAGACCUACGCCGAGAGGUACUACAACAGGAUGGACGUGCAGAGGGCGAUGCACGCCAACACCACGGGGAUCCCCUACAGAUGGACUGCCUGCAGUGAUGUGCUGAUCAAGACAUGGCAAGAUUCAGAGUUCUCCAUGCUGCCGACGUACAAGAAGCUGAUGAAAGCAGGAUUGAGGAUAUGGGUGUUCAGCGGCGACACAGAUUCAGUCGUCCCGGUGACCGCGACGAGGUUCGCCAUCAGUCAUCUUGGUCUGAAGAUCAAGACCCGCUGGUAUCCAUGGUACUCAGCUGGACAGGUACGGAACUUGCCAUUGCUGCUGUUGUUGCUUGUAACGUCUUCCGAGUUUGGGGCGCAUGUGCAGGUAGGAGGAUGGUCUGAGGUGUACGAAGGGCUCACGUUUGCGUCGGUGAGAGGCGCAGGGCAUGAGGUGCCGUUGUUCCAGCCCAGGAGGGCGUUCAGGAUGUUCCGGUCGUUCUUGGCCGGGGAGCCAUUGCCCAAGUCCUGAAGGUUCCUGACAUGUGACUGAGGCCAUGCAUGCCUACCUGAUCAUGUCUAGCUACGGUCCUGACGGGUGAGAAGGUGACGUUCCCCAGGUAGAGAAUGACUUGUUGAUAGGCGCGCAGUUCAUAGCUGAGGAGUGAUUGAUUGGUCUCGGGAGAAGGAUGUAGAGAAUAAUAAGGAUGGCUAUGUUAUGCCAUGGAAACCCAUGAGCAUUGCAAUGAUUAGCGAAUAAUUUUCAGUGAUCUCACUCUCAAGUGCUUAUGUUAUGUUAUGUUAUGCCAUGGAAACCCAUGAGCAAUGCGACGAAUAAAUUUGAAGGAUCUCACUCUUGAACCAAA